GGCAGGGUGCUGGGCAGCGCAGAGACCUGCGGUCGGUCGGCAUGGCGCAACAGGCGAGGGGAGCCGUGGCCGUCAUCCGGCUUUGCAACCCGCCGGUCAACGCGCUGAGCUUGGCAGUUCUCCAGGCAUUAGAGGAUGGACUGAAGAGAGCAGAGGCAGAUCCCUCAGUGAAAGCUGUUAUGAUUUGUGGUGACAAUGGCUACUUCAGUGCAGGAGCUGACAUUAAAGGAUUUUCAUCUUCCAAGGGCCAGGGCCUCGGCUUGGGCCCCAUCGUGUCCCUCAUAGAGAGCAGCAGGAAGCCUGUGGUGGCUGCCAUUGAGGGCUAUGCCCUGGGAGGAGGCCUGGAGGUGGCACUUGGCUGCCACUAUCGGAUUGCACACAGGAAGGCACGGAUGGGGCUGCCAGAGGUCACCAUUGGGUUACUGCCAGGUGCUGAAGGCACUCAGCGCCUGCCCAGGCUGAUCGGGGUCCCAGCUGCCCUGGACAUGAUCACAACAGGGAAACACAUUCCAGCAGCUGAAGCUCUGAAGCUGGGCUUGGUUGAUGAAGUUGUGGAAGAAAGCACAACUGAGGCAGCAAUUCACUUGGCAAACAAAGUGAUUGGACAGCCGCUGGGACCCCGCAGGCUCAGCCUGAAGCCGGUUCCAGAGCUGCCCGGCAUGGAAGCGUUCCUCAGCGAGGCUCUGGUGAAGGUGAAGAAGCAGGCCCGCGGGUGCCUGGCGCCGGAGCUGUGCUUCCAGGCGGUCAGAGCCAGCACCCAGCAGCCCUUCGCAGCCGGCGUGCGGCGGGAGCGGGAGCUGUUCGGGGUGCUGCGGAGCUCGGGCCAGGCCCAGGCGCUGCAGUAUCUCUUCUUUGCGGAGAGAGCCAUGCACAGGUGGACAACAGCCACGGGAGCUUCCUGGCAGCGUGCUGCCCCCCAGCCCAUCCGCACCGCCGCUGUCAUAGGGCUGGGGACCAUGGGCCGAGGCAUUGUCACAUCUCUGGUUAAGGCCAAGAUCCCUGUGGUGGCCCUGGAGCAGGACCAGGAGUAUCUGAGCACAGGAAAGAAAGCUGUGAUGGCCCUUUUGGAACGUGAGGCUAUGAAAACAGAGCAGGGUGCCCAGAGCCUGGACUUCCACAGCCCUUCACGUCUGCAGUUCAGUCUGGACUUUGCUGUGCUGGGUGAUGUGGACCUGGUCAUCGAGGCUGUGUUCGAGGACAUGCAGCUGAAGAAGGAAAUAUUCCGCAAGCUGUCCCAGGUCUGCAAGCCUGGGGCCCUGCUCUGCACCAACACCUCAGCCCUGAACGUCGACGAGAUAGCCUCUGCCACCAGCCGCCCGCAGCAGGUCGUUGGCACCCACUUCUUCUCCCCUGCCCACGUCAUGAGGCUGAUGGAGAUCAUCUACGGGCGGCACACGUCCCCCGGCGCCAUCGCCACCGCCGUGCAGCUGGCCAAGGUGCUGCGCAAGGUGGGGGUGGUGGUGGGGAACUGCUUCGGUUUCGUGGGGAACAGGAUGAUGUUCCCCUACGUGCAGCAGGCGCUCUUCCUGGUGGAGGAGGGCAGCGUGCCAGAGGCAGUGGAUCAGGCUCUGGAAGAUUUCGGGUUUAAGAUAGGACCCUUCCGGAUGUCCGACCUGGCUGGGCUGGACGUGGGCUGGAGGUCUCGGAAGGGGCAGGGCCUGACCGGGCCCUCGCUGCCCCCGGGGACCCCCGCCCGGCAGCGCCACGGGCACCGCUACAGCCCCCUGCCAGACCUGCUGUGCGAGCGCGGCCGCUUCGGCCAGAAGGCUGGCAGGGGCUGGUACCUGUACGAGAGGGCCGGGGGCAGGACGGCCAGCCCGGACCCCUGGCUGCACAGCUUCCUGAGCCAGUACAGGGACACCCACGGCCUCCAGCCCCGCUCCAUCCAGCAGGAGGAGAUCCUGGAGCGCUGCCUGUUCGCCCUCAUCAACGAGGGCUUUGCCGUGCUGGCCGAGGGCGUCGCGGCCGGCCCGGAGCACCUGGAUGUCGUCUACGCCAACGGCUACGGCUGGCCGCGGCACCGCGGCGGCCCCAUGUUCCACGCCGCCACCGUGGGGCUGCCGCGAGUGCUGGCCAAGCUCCAGAAGUACUCCGAGGCUCACCCUGACGUCCCCGGGCUGCGGCCACACGCCCUGCUGCGGAGGCUGGUGGCCGUGGGCAGCCCUCCCCUCAAGGAGUGGAUGUCCUGCCUCGGCCAGAGCGGCUGCAAGCUGUGAUCCACUGCCGCCUGCUGCGGAGCAGGAGCUGCAAUUGCUUUGCCUUUCAAUCGAACCCUGAGUGCCACAGGCUCUCAAGCGAUGUCACUGACCCCCCCCCCGGCUUGUGCAGACAAUGACUUUGGCCACCGAUUAGUCUCGGUCCCCCACUCCUGCAGCAGCCACUGCCAUCACCCGCCCUUCCUCCUCAGCCCCUGCCUCACCUUCCCUGCAUGCUGCUGUCUGAAGGCCAAUCUCAUCCUGCUCUGCCUUCAGGCCUUCACAGCUGUGCCCCCAGCCUGUCCUUGUGCAAAGCAGGAAGCAGCAUCCACAGCCCACAAAGCAAAUCGUGGUGCUCGUGACUCACCCAGCACCAGCUGGAUCUACCAGAGCCUGCCUUAAAUCUGUUUCCUACUUUGCUCAGGUCUUUCUUGUGUCCCCACAGGUUCCCUGGCUCUCCUAGAGACAGCCAGCUGGAGCCUGCUUCCUUCCUGCUGCUGGGGCAGAGGUGGCACAAGGGGUACCGCUGCUCUCAGAGGUGAAGUGCAAUGAGCUGAAGAGAGCUGGUCGGGGCAGAGAGCAGGGGCAGAGCUGUCCCCUCCCUGCUUCAGGGAUUCCAGUAAAUGACAGGAAAGCCACAAACACAUCCACCUGCCUGCCCUGGCUCACUGCAGCCAGCCUCCAUCCUCGCUCCUCAAUAUCCCACCUGGCUCUGUGCAACCAGAAAUAUCUUCUAACUGGAUAGGUGUUGCCAUCACUGCCACUCUCUGGCUGCCUACUGCCAGCAGGAGUUGUCAGCAUGCUCCAGCUGAGCAGCCUGAGCCACAGCCUGGCCCUUGCCGGCUGUUCACACAGGCAGAGGCAGGCUGGGAAGAGCAGGGCUCAAGAGCAGGAGUGCUGCUGCAGGCAGGCAGGGGGUGGCAGAUCUCUAGCACAGAUCAGAGCAGGGGAAGACCGAGCCAAACUUGUUCCAGGCUUAUGUCUUGGGUCAAAGUCUCCCAUGUCUCCUGUCCAGUGGCUGUCUCUGCCUGGCUGGUGUGGGGAUUCCCUUCUCAGGGACACUGGAUGCCUAACUUCUGAUUUUAUAUGAACAACCCUGCUUUGCUUGUCCAGUGCCAGAUCCUGUGGGAUCGUAGGGACAGCAGAAAGCCUUCAGCUGCUUGGGUUUUCUCCAUGGCUCCUCUGCAUGGUGGAAUUAAAUAAUUGGCUUGCUUGUGCAGGACUUUGUGUGUGACAAGGCUGUGCUUCUCUUCUGCUACAUGUGUCUUGUUUUGCCCUUCACCUACCCCACUCCUUCAGUGGCUGAGG
Molecule: messenger RNA, 3503 nt
Organism: Dryobates pubescens (Downy woodpecker)
Lineage: Eukaryota; Metazoa; Chordata; Aves; Piciformes; Picidae
Gene: EHHADH
Product: enoyl-CoA hydratase and 3-hydroxyacyl CoA dehydrogenase
Exons: 7
Coding region: 42-2216 (724 amino acids)
Biological process (GO): fatty acid beta-oxidation
Cellular component (GO): peroxisome
Molecular function (GO): (3S)-3-hydroxyacyl-CoA dehydrogenase (NAD+) activity; NAD+ binding
Source: RefSeq, a predicted model, not a curated record